UCUCUCUCCUCUUCUUCGUUUUUUGAUUUCGUCUUCGUUUUCGCUUUUUAGUUCUCUGUUUCUCUUGGUUUUCUGGGUUUAAGGUUCUUCUGUAAGUUCUCUAGGUAUUAGGAGAUCCAAAUAUUUUGGUCUCUGCGAUCUAGGGUUUUCGAAUUGAGGGGUUUUGUUCUUCCGUUCCUUCGGAUUUGUAUUUUCACCUUUCGAUUGGGUCUAGGGCUUGAGAAUUCGUUGAUCUUCUGAAUUAGACCAAUGAAUUUAGAAUUUCUAUGACAUUUUCUCCCCUGAUGCGGCGAAUCCGUUUGCUCCACUCGUUCUCUGUCGUGUUCCUCUACUGGUUCUACGUUUUCUCAUGAACUAAUUCAUCUUCAACCGAAAAUCUAUUCAAUUCUCUGAUUCAUAUUCCAUUCUUUUUGUUUCAAUUCUGAUCCCCAGUUUUUUUCCAACCUAAUCGUUUAGAUUCCUAAUUUUUACCCCGAGUAUUAAGAACUUUCCUAAUCUAAUUGUUGAGUUUCUGAGACAAGAAAGACGACAUAUGGCAUCGAUUCAACGCCAGGCGAGCUCUGGAUCGGACGGGUCUCCGGUGAUCGACGAGAGGAAGAGGAAGCGGAUGCUCUCCAACCGCGAGUCGGCGCGGCGGUCGCGGAUGAGGAAGCAGAAGCAGAUGGAGGAUCUGACGAGCGAGGCCAGCCGUCUGCAGAUCUCCAGCGGUCAGAUCCGGCAGAGCCUCAACGCCAAGGAGCAGGCCUACGUUCAGAUGGAGUCUACCAACGAUGUGCUGAGGGCUCAGAUCAUGGAGCUCACCGACCGCCUCCGCUCUCUCAAUGCCGUGCUUCACGUCAUAGAGGAGGUCAGCGGUCUCGCCGUCGACAUUCCCGAGAUCCCCGACCCUCUCAUGAGGCCUUGGCAGCACUCCACUCCCGUGCAGCCCAUCACUGCCUCAGCGGACAUGUUCCUCAAUUGAAACUGCUUUGUGUUAUCUAUGGCUUCUGUGGUCUGGCUUUGUUGGUUCUAGGUUUAUUGGUUGUUGGUCCUUUUUUCGUGUGGUUAAUUUCUUGUUUUUUUUUUUGGUUGUUAGUUUUAAGGAUCUGUCUUUGAAUUAUUAGGCCUGUUUAUGGUUUUCGUUGGUGUUGCAGUUUGAAUGUACAAAGUUUAAUCCUUGGCUUGUCAAAUGGGAUGAUUGUGCUUUCUUUUCAUAUCUUGGGGCCUUAAAUGUGAGAUCUUUGGUGUUUUCAUAUGAUUUUGGGCAUGCAAAAUCAUCAAAUGCGACAUUCAAAAAAUAUAUAUAUAUAUCAUCAAAUGCGAGAUCUUUAUGUUUCGA
Morus notabilis is the source of this 1318-nucleotide messenger RNA. RefSeq names its product bZIP transcription factor 53. Bases 533 to 961 code for a protein of 142 amino acids. Gene Ontology annotation, cellular component: nucleus. Gene Ontology annotation, biological process: positive regulation of DNA-templated transcription. The transcript has a single exon. Lineage: Eukaryota; Viridiplantae; Streptophyta; Magnoliopsida; Rosales; Moraceae. Gene Ontology annotation, molecular function: transcription cis-regulatory region binding; DNA-binding transcription factor activity. The record is from RefSeq and is a predicted model, not a curated record.